Bradysia coprophila is the source of this 2955-nucleotide messenger RNA. RefSeq lists its product as uncharacterized. Lineage: Eukaryota; Metazoa; Arthropoda; Insecta; Diptera; Sciaridae. The record is from RefSeq and is a predicted model, not a curated record.
GUUUAUUUACAAAAGUAGCCAGUAACAGUGAGAUUUUUUAUAUUUUGAUAUCAAUUUUUUUUGUGUUGAAUCUUUAAUUCUGAAUUAUUUUGUAGAGAAAAUUCAUUAAAAAUAGGAUUAUCAGUCAUCUGUUUAUGUUAAUUGAGAAAUUAAUUGUUGUAUUAAACGACGACGAAGUUUUCAAUAUUUUUGUCCUUCGUUUCUUUGUUAUUGUCGUCUGAAUUUUCACAAAGAAAGAUAAUAAUUUAACACGCAAUUUAAGAUUGAUUUUGGACUCAAAAACCGAAGCGUAUUUUAAUUUCCUGAUAUUAACCUCAGGGUCAAUCCUGUGUUUUUAAUCAAGUGGAUGUGCAAACAUCCGUUAUCAUCCUGAAAAAAUGGCAUUCUUGGAAGCGUCUGUCCUGGAAACUGAAAUCGAUAUAAUCGAACAACAACAACAUUUUUGCGAUUUAUUUGGUCAUUCAUCGUCAAUUGUCUAUGACUGUUACACCACCAAAGAGUCAUUAGCCCGGAAAAUCGAUCUAAUUUUACCGCAGAAGGAUGACGUUGAACGGAGUGAAUUGAUGGAAACCAUAUGGAAUCUAAAAGCAUACAACGGAGGGAAUUGCCUGUUCAUGUCGCCAGUAUACGUCACAUUGGCAUUGGAUCACAAGCCACAAGUUCAAAAGAAAAUUCUAUCAAAAAGAUUCCAAGUGCAUCCCGUAUUUCGUGUACGAAAAUGUUCGACAAAGACUCCAAUCGGCAAUGGCGAUAGUUGCUGUGCAAUUUUCAUCGACGAAUUGGGACGAGUGUACAUGAAUUGGGCCGACUUCCGAUCUGAUAAUAUUUAUGACGAUGGGUUGGUUGUGGCACCAAUCAACGGCAUCUACAAUGUCUCGCCAUCCGAUAAUAAGGUGAAAGUGGAAUUUUUCGAACGCAGGUCGGGUAUAACGAAAAGUCUUGACCGAAGUUCAAUGGUUAUUGGAUUGUCAUCGGCUGGAAUUGCAGCUCUGACCUUUAUACCAGCCAUUCCCAUUGCUCCAGUUGUCGCCGUUGGUGCUGCAGCAGCCGGGCUUUCAUGUGCAGUAUACACCGGAAUGCGAGGCAUUUACAAUUUGUACGAUCGCAAGAAGCACAAACAAACGAUUAAGUUUACCAAUCCGGAGGCACGGUCAUCGUGGAUCAAUGUUGCUGCUGGUGCUUUCAGUGCAAGUGCAGCUAGUGCCACUCAACUGUUGGCAAAGGCUGCCCAUAACAGCACUGGCGUGACAAAUAUCAUCCGUUCUACCGCUCAUGCACUGAACGCUGGUGCAUUAGGGUUACAUACAACGGGUUGUGUGGACGAUAUUUACCUUAUGAUCACGAAAAUGUAUGAACUGAAAAGUAUAUCAACGAUGGAGAUGUCACAGUUGAGCACACUCCUGUAUUUGCUGACGCAUUCAGUGAAAAAUCAACAAACAGCGGAGAAAAUGUUACAGUUAGCGAAAGCAUGCGAAUUGAUCGCUUUGAAGAAAGUAUUACGUGAGAGUCAAAAGCUGGCCGUAAACGCUCUCGUCCAUGAAACUAUGCGAAUUCAGCGUUGGACUGAGGUUGAAACGAAUAAAGCCGGGCAAAUCACUGUACGAUCUUUGAAAAAUCAGAUUGAUCCAAAACCGAUUCUGAUGGAACUGGACAACGACUCGGAUGAUGGAACGGUUAAAACCAACGAAAGGAAAGAGUCAUUCAAAAGCGACUAUUUAGAAAUAUUCGAGUCCCGAGUUGAAGCUGCUGUCGGUCGUUUAUUUGCUGCAUUUAAAACACGCAGCGAAAAUGAGCUCAAACGACUUUUGAUCAAUGUGAUGGAGCAAGUGUCCCUUCAUUUGUUUGAUGAUUUCAUCGCUCUGGUCGAAACCAUGAUCGAGAAAUAUGGUACCAUGGCCGAAGACCGAUCGCAAGGUGUUGUUACAUUCGAACAUUUCGCCGUCAUGAUACUGAAGCAGCUUAAUGUUAUCGCCAAAGACAGCAACGUAACGGACUUGAAGGAAUACCUUGCCGGCCUUACCGAAACUGAGCGCGGUGUAAUUGACGAACGCAUUCGUGAAUAUUUUGAUCAUUUGAAGGACGAACACGUUCAACAUGCCAACGCAUUGUUAGCCUCAAAUAUCGAUAUGAGUGACGAUGACAAAAUUCGAAUUGCGAUUGACGGAGAAGUGGACAGUGUGAUUCAUAAAUUCCAUGAUCUUCACAUUGUUUACAUGAAAGACGAUUUACGCGAAACGGUUAAGGACGUUUUAUUGAGCAUGCCACUAGCACCAUCGCACAUUUUCUUCGGUAUCGUCACCAAAUUUGCGACCAGAAAUGUCACACAGAUACAGGAACGCUUGGGACGUUUCAUACCGAUCGAUAUCUUUAUGACUGAUAUCCACUGUCACUUGAAGCAAAUGAGUGUAAAUUGUGGACAGGAAUUGGAACACUACUUGUUGGAUUACAAUGAAGAUGUGUACAACGACAUCGAGAAGGAGGUUUGUCAAUUCUAUGAUAAUCAGCUAGUUAUAGGUAAUACGAAUAAAUGUGGCCAUUGUUCGGGUGAGUAUUAUACUUACGACAAAUGAGCGCUGAAACAAUUGUUGUGCCUUUAAAAAUUAGUUAAAAAAUCGAAAAUACAAAAAAUUUAAAGAUUUUUAUCAGUCCCAAACGACUAUAACCAAAAAAAAUUUUGAAAAUUUGAUGCGUUCAUUUAUGAGAAAUGAUAAAACAAUGGCAAAAUUUUGGAAAUUCUUUUAUGCAAUGCUAUAGUUGUCAGUUUUCACGCAGCUCUUUCAGCACAGAUUUAUUUUAAUGAAGAACAUUAAAAAAUCUUAGAAAUUCUACUUAAAUUCAUUUUGAUACUUAUUUUAUUGUUAAGACUGGAAUGAAAUCCUUUAUCGAAUUAAAAUAUAGAAAGGAAAUUUUUAUUAGUGAAUUUGAUGUUUUUUUUUAUAAAUAAAAUGCUCCCUU